AAAAGUCGUUUUUCUUGAGACUGUUUUAAAAACAUAAACAUUAAACACAGGUUUGUAUCGAAUUGUAACCAAGAACUAAUAAUAUGAUUCAGAAAGGGAUUUUAAACUGCGGAAGCGUUCAUUCGACUGCGGCGAUGUAGAACAUGGUAGGAGGCAAAUACCAGUAGACAAGGUCACGUGCUUGUCACUGUAUAUAAAGGUUCGAAGCCACGUUGAUCUGCUGUUGUCGACGUUCGCGAGCAAUGAGAAUACGAAAGAAGACUGUGAUAGCCGUGUUAGGUUUAUGCAUAGCUACAUAUAUCUAUGUUCAUCUUAAUUAUAUGAGUUUUUCGAAUUAUAUGGAUCCGCCAUGGAAUCGCGUUCAAAGGUGUUCGAACUCAAAUCAAGAACUAAGGCAACUAGUUGACCUGGCUUCUGAAGUACAUCGAGUUUUGACAAAGUUAAAUAUCGAUCAUUGGUUGAUGUAUGGAUCAAUCUUUGGUGCAAUGCGGAUGGAAGGUCCUCUYCCUUGGGACAAUGAUGUAGAUAUUGGUUUCUGUGGCGAUUGUUCAAGAUUCGAUUCAUUUGGAACGAUUGAAAAUUUCCUCACGCCAUUCAAGGAAGCUGGAUUAAUAGUCACAAAUAAAUGGACUCAAAGUGGAACUAUCGUGUUUUCACGUCCGAACCAAACGCUGACUGUUGACCUAUUUGCCUUUUACGAACACAAUGGCUGGAAAAAGCGAAGAGGUCUUGAAUCUUGGCUGUUUUUCGUUAAUUACAAUUAUCAUCACACUUUCCCUUCAUGGGUUGUCAAGCCUCCGCUUCCACAAACUAAAUUUGGACAUUCUAGCAUUUCAGUUCCUAAAGGUGAAUUCGAAAUACUGAAACAUCUUUACAAAGACAAUUGGUGGAAAGAAAUGCGACCCAGAGGCUGUUGAGUAAACAUUGACAAAAGGAUGCGUUCUACCAUGCUCAAAAAAACAAUGCGAAAAUUAUCCCAUGUUCGAAAUGCUAGAGGAAUUGGCUAAAAAUGCAAAAAUUCCACAAAGGCAAGAAUAUGGCGACGAUCUCUCGCUUCGGUUGUAAAUCACUUAUGCUAUUCUCACUGAUUGGAUGAUCACAAUUUUCUCAUCGCGCUCUAUUUAUAAGGUUCAAAAGAGUUGUUUAUUCACGGAACAAAAUUAUUUCAUUCCCCUGGGGCCCUGUGUGGGUUUUUAAACCAAGGCAAGGGCAGUUUUGUCAUCCUUUCGCAAUUAACUAGCUAGCGAACGACGGCAAGCAAGUUUUCAGCGACCCUCCCAC
Molecule: messenger RNA, 1281 nt
Organism: Exaiptasia diaphana
Lineage: Eukaryota; Metazoa; Cnidaria; Anthozoa; Actiniaria; Aiptasiidae
Product: fukutin-related protein-like
Exons: 1
Coding region: 243-917 (224 amino acids)
Source: RefSeq, a predicted model, not a curated record